AUGGAAAAUGAUAACGCUGAUUCAGAUGACUAUUAUGAGAUUUGCAACGAAAAUUGGACACACGAUACAUUUGGGGAGCUAGAAUACACUCAGAGUUUAGAAAAAAAUAUAAUAAAACAAUUUAAUAAAAAAGAGUCAAAACAAAACGUAUUUUUUUGUUCUGAUAAACCACAAAUAAAUAAACCUGAAGAUAACAAAUUAAAUCAAAAUGACAUGAACGAAUCUGGUGAAAUUCACGAAUUAAAAAAAAAUAUUAAUUCAAAAAACUUGGAAUUAAAUAAUAAUAUUUAUGAAAAUGACAAAAAUGACGAAGAAAUUUGUAUGCUUAAAGAUAUUUAUGAGGAGCUCGAAAAAGGAAAUAAAGACAAUAAUAAAAGUCAUAUGACAACUAGCCAAGCUGAAAAUGAUGAUGAAUUCAUUGAAAGAGAUAGCUGUUUCUAUGAUGAUGGAUCCCCUAAAAAACAUAAUGAAAAUUUUAUCAAAAAAAUAAAAUUACUUAAUAGUAAUAACGAAUCAGAUAAUAUGGAUUCACAUUCAAACAUAUUUAAUAUGAACGAUUCAGAUUUAUAUCCGUGGAGCAAUUUAGCUAAGAGCGGAGAUUAUAAUUACGAAAAUUAUGACAAUGAAGACAAUAAAUUAAAUACAACCAAUUCAAAAGAUAGCAUAUUUGAAAAUAAUAAAGAAGAAGUGGAAUUAUAUCAAAAAAGAAAGAGCGUAAAUUUGUUGGGAAAAUAUAAAUUAAACAAAAUCAAAUUAAACGACCAAGAAAACGAUAAAGAAAACGAUAAAGAAAACGAUCAAGAAUAUGAUCAAGAAAAUGAUCAAGAAAAUGACAUUGUAAACAUAUUAAAUGAUAAUUUAAAAGAAAAAAUUAUGUUUUAUUCCAGUAUUAAUGAACCUAAUAAAAAACUUAUUAGGAAGGAUUCAGAUUAUAAUUACAUUAAUGAAAGUAUAAAUAAAGAUAUAAAUUAUAAUAUAAAUAAUAUUUCAAAUAAAUGCAGUAAUAAUGCAUCUAGAGUUAAUUAUGAUACCAGUUUUUAUGAAAAUUUUUCAAGUUAUAAUAAAAGAAAUAUAAGCUUGAACGAAAGUGAUAUGUUUGUGAAAAGGGAUCAAACUAAUAGUGUCUAUGAUAAUUCACUUAGUAGUAGCAUAAGAAUGUUUAGCAACGAUGAAAUGACUAGUACGAGGAAAGAUAACAUAAAAAUUUAUGAAAAAAAUAAUGUAAAUAAUUUUGAACAUCAAUUAGAUUCAUCAAAUAACAAGAUUAGUUAUAAUUCCGAAAAGAUAGAUACCGUUUUAGAUUCACAAGAUAAAAUUGAUAAUGAAUACACCAAAUCGGUAGAUAAUAAAAAAUAUAAUAAUUCUGAAAAAAAUUCAUGUAAAAGUAGUGAUGACAACGAUAGUACAUGUAUCCACGUUGACUUAAAUGAUGAAGAAUCGUGGAAUGAAACUAAUAAUGAAGAUAAAAAAAAAAAUGUAAAAAAGGGUGAAAAAGUAAAAGAAACACCAAAAAAAAAAAAUAUAAUUCCAAAAAAGGGAGUAGUUACAAUAUUAAAAGACAAAAUUAUCAAACCAAAUAAAACAAAAAUUAAUGAAAAUAGUUCUAAUAAAAAAAAGGAAAAAAAUCAACCUGUUAUUUUAGAAGAAUAUAAAAAUGAUACAAUAUUAAAAGAUCUAAAUGCUGAAUUAUGUAAUCAAAUUAAAAAACUUGAAAAUGAACAAGACAAAGUAAAAAAGUUAGAAUAUCAAUUAAUUGCAAAAAGUGCUGAAAUAGAAUUAGAGAGAGAAGAAAUGCGAAACAAAAUGGAAGAUGAAAAAAAAAAAAUGAUCAAAACUAUAGAUGAAGAAAAAAAAAAAUGGCUUAAGGAAAAAAAAAGGAUAGAAAACGAAGUAGAAAAACAACGUAACAUUAUAAUGAAUAAAAGAAAAUUAAAAAAUGAUGUAGCUAUUCUUAAAAAUAAAAUUAAAGAAUUAGAAGAAAAAAUCGAAACAGAUAAAAAACAACAUAAAUUUAUUGUAGACAAUUUGAAAAAGAAAAUAGAACACUUAUCUAUUGAAAAUGAUAAAUUAAAAAUGGAGUUAAAAUUAUCAGAUGAAUAUAGAACUAAGAUGGAGAAAUAUCAGCAGAAUACCAUAAUGAAGCUAGCCACAACAGUUGCAAAGGAAAAAGAUAAAAAUCUCACAGAUAGAAAUAAUAAAGAAAACGAUAUAAAUGAAAAAAACAUGUUAUACUCCGGAAAUGAUUAUAUUCAAAAAGAUCUAUGUUCUAGUGAUUUAGAAAAUAAUAGAAAGAAAGAAAAAAACAGGGAAAAAGGUAAUGUGUCUAAAAUAAAAGAUAGCGAACAUAAAAAAAACAGAAAAGAAAAUGACAUUAGAAAAGUGUUAAACUAUUUAGACCAAAUUAAUGAUAGUGACAAAACAGAUAGCUCUGAAAACUCUAACGAAUUUAAAAAAAUAAUAAAAGAUCAAAAUAAAAAAAUCAUACAAAAUGAGUUAGACAUAAUGUAUGAAUAUACUAGUAGUGAUUCUGGUAAUUAUAAAAAGUGUUCAAACAUAGAAGAUGGAUAUCACGAUAUAAAAUUGACAAAAAAAAAACUAUUGAAUAAUGAUAGAGAGGAAAAGGGAGGAAAACAAAAAAAUAAACAAAAAAUUACAUUGGAUAAACUAUUUCUUCAUGAGGAAAAUAAAACAAAACAAAAUUUAGAUUCUCUAAAAAAGGAAGAAUAUAUAAAUAAAAAUUUACAAAAAAUGAAAUGCUUAAUUAAUAAAAAUAAAGAUAAAUUAAUAAAUGAUAAGAGACAAAUUCAAGAAGAUGAAAUGAGUCUUGCUGCUAGUGAGUAUUAUAAAAAUUUUAAAGACCGUUUUUUUGAAAGUUGUAAUGAUGAAAAAAAUGAUAAUAAUUAUACUUUUUUAAAGGAUCAAGAAAUACAAAAAAAAUCAAUGCUUUAUAAUAAACCCUCACAACUAAAAACAGAAAAUACCCCCAAAUCAUCUAUCCCCAUUUUAAAUGAUAAUUCUGAUACCACAAAUUUAAGCACAUGUAAUAAGUAUGUAAACAAUAUGAAUAAAAUCAACAGAGGAAAUAAAUCAUCAGAUAAUGCAAUAAAUUCUUUUCAAAGUUCAAAUGAGAUGAAAAUAGAGAAAAAUAUAAAUAAAGGUGAAUAUACAAAUGAUUCAAAUGUGCAUAGUAGUGACACUAGUGUCUAUUUACCGAAUAAUAUAUAUCCAAAGCAUCUAGGAAAUGAAAGUAUGAGUUCAAGCAGUAAUAUGAAUAAAGAUAUAAGUAAACUCAAUAAUGAUAAUGAUAUUUUUUUUGAUAAUAAUUUAAAAUAUGAAAAUGAUUCUAAAAAUAAAACCCCUAAUAACAGUGAUCAUAACUUAAACCCUUUUGGUAAACACUGGGAUUUUAUAAUAAAUUUUAACUUUGAUGAAUUGUUUAAUAUUUGUGAACAUGUUAUUGAAUCUAUCUUUUCAUCGUCAAAAAAAAUAAAAUAUAGACAAGCUUUUGUUGAUGGGAAAGUGGAAACAUUAUUUGAGGAUGGCUUAAAAAUUAUUGAAAAAAACAAAAAUAAAAAAAUCAUAGACCCUACUAAUAUAGUCAUUUAUCUUUAUCCGAGUAAAGAUUAUCGAGCCACCUUCCCUAAUUCGUAUACGCUAUUUCGAUUUGUUAAUAAAGGAAUAUAUCAAGUGAACAUACCUGGCAAAUGCCAAUUAAAUAAAUUUCCUAAUGGACAAAUAGAUUGUAAAUACAAUGAUGGUCACAUGCAAAUAUUAUUUUGUGAUGGACGGAAAAAGGAAAUUUUACCCAACAAAGAGGAAUAUGCCAUACUACGCAAUGGUGUCAUAAAAAGGUUAAAUUAG
Messenger RNA from Plasmodium yoelii, 3861 nucleotides. Its product is annotated as spindle assembly abnormal protein 4, putative. NCBI's taxonomy places the organism in Eukaryota, Apicomplexa, Aconoidasida, Haemosporida, Plasmodiidae. The record is from RefSeq and is a predicted model, not a curated record. The transcript is spliced from 4 exons. Bases 1 to 3861 code for a protein of 1286 amino acids.